AUGGCUGAUAGCUCAGUAAAGCUCACAGAAGGGCAACUUAAAGUUCUGAGACUUGCAGAAAGUGGUCAUAACAUUUGCGUAAUUGGGAAAGCUGGUGUCGGCAAAACCACGGUGGUAAGGGAAAUAAUAAAAAAUAUAUCGUCGCAACGAAAAACGUGCUACGUUGUAUGCGCGAGUGGAGUGUCAUGUGAACCAUACAACGGUGUUGCAAAAACAAUACAUUCCCAAUAUGGACUGCAAACAUGCGAACUUCCUGCACCACUGCUAAUUGAGAGGGCUUUGGGAAGAAAGAACAUCGUUGAUGAUAUUACCGAUAUGGAUGUUUUAAUUUGGGACGAAAUAUCGAUGUCUAGUCAACGAAUCUUUGAACUUGUCAAUAUUCUGCAUCACAUGAUAUCGAAGAACGCCUUACCGUUUGGUGGUAUUCAGGUAAUUUUGGUCGGAGAUUUUUGGCAGUUGAAACCAAUUCGUACUUUGUUGGAUAGAGGUAGCCCAGUUUUCCAUUCAAAAUUGUUCAACGAAGCAUUUCCGCAUCGAGUUGAAUUGAAAGAAGUAAAAAGGCAGCACGAAUCAGAAAUUCGACUGAAGAAAGCGUUAGAUGAUGUGCGAGCAGGAGGAUGUGAUGAAGAUACCGAAACGUACUUCAGUAGCUUAAACAGAGAGCCAUGCUGUGACUCUAACGAUUUGGUGCAUAUCUAUUUUAGAAAGCUACCAGUGGAAGUACACAACAUUGAUGUUCUAUCGAGUCUUCCAGGGAAUUUCCUUAUUUUGAAAAGUACUGAUACUGGAUGCGCCCAGUACCUUGAACAUACGAUAAGCAAUGUUCUCACAUUGAAAGAGGGAUGCAACGUUAUGCUACUAUACAAUAUAAACAAGCAUUUAAGAAAUGGCUACAGAGGGAAGUUUAUUGGACUUGAAAGUAAAGAACCCGGCGAGGAUCAACGUCUUCUUGUGAAUUUUUCAACAAUUGGAACUGUAGCUAUCGAGCGUAGAACUUGGUACAAACAUGACAAGAGUGGUGUGGUAAAAGCCAGUAGGACCCAAUUUCCGCUCACACCGUGUUACGCAAUGACAGUUCACAAAGCCCAAAGUUUGACAUUGGACGCAGCUGUUGUGCACUGUUCCCUGGAAUUCGUGUCUGGACAAACCUACGUUGCCCUAUCGAGAGUGAGGGAAGAAGCUUCACUGCAGGUGAUUGGGUUUCAACGGAAGUUCUUACUCCCUGUACCAACCGAAUUGCUGUCUUUAUCCGUUAGUCAACGUGACACAGAUCCAACUUUUCACUGCUGUAAGAACACCCACCUUGAAGAUAGCUUUUUCCAGUGCGCAGAAGAAGACGGAAAUGAUGGAGAAAGCGAUGCAAUCGGUGCCGAACAACUAAUACUUGUGCGCACAAUCGAUGAAGAAUGCCCAGCAAAGAAAUUUUUUGAAACCAACGAUGGAGUUACAGUCAACCUGGAAGAUGUUCUUUUGUGCUUGUGUGACUUUGAAAGCAAAUUAACUGCUCUUCCAACCUGUUAUUCAAUUAAGGAUUUUCUCCAGAAAAUUCUAAACGCUGCUUAUGAUGAUCCCUUCAGUAAGUCAAUCAAAUCAGCAGCGCAAUAUGGAAUUGAUAACCUGGAGGCUUUUGAAUUACUAGUGAGAAUACUUUGGUGCCGAAUUUUUGAACUAUUUCGAGAUUAUUUGUCGGAGAACGGGGAAGAGGUACACAUGACGAACCGGGAUUUUACAGCUACUACCACUAAAUUGCACGAACUAUUCCUGACCCAAGAGUAUCGAAGUGAUCUGAUUACUUCUUUCGGAGUUUCAUGUUGGUCAGACAUAAACGACGGUCAGAGAACAUUGGGUUUCGAGUUGGUAUUCAGCCUGUUCAAACUGUUUGCAGAUGAACUAGGAAAUUUAGUUCGCACCAGAGAGGAAGAAGAGGCUCUUCCCUUUAAGGUAGACGAAAUGGGAGCAGACGGACGGGGAAAAGUGCGUUAUGUUGGAGGAUGGGCUGUAAGGAAGUCACUAGAGAAAUCACGCAGGUAUGCUGACUGAAAUUUUACCCGCAGUAAAGAAUAGUUUGGCGAGAGGUUGCGUCAAAACUACAUACGUAGAAAAAAAUGUGUACACUUUAAACGAAUAACCGUUGAUUAUAUUUAACGUCUAUUUUACAGUUUACACACAAAUCCAUGACAGAUAUUACUUUGUCUAUGUCCUGUCAGUUUCUUGGUAUUUUUCAAAAAUUAAAUUAGUUACUCAUUAAAAAGCGCUUAAGAGUUUUAUACAAUCCGCCGCAGGUGGUUAAAUUAGCCAUUCGGAAGUUGAUGAGUGGACUGGGGACGAGUGUUAAAAAGUGCCCAAAUUAAGAAAUGAACCGAAUCACUAAAAAGACCACCUCAAAAUUAAGUAUACAAAGUUUGAAGACGUUUACAUCCUUCGAAUUCGAAUAAUAAGUUUUCGAAAAUUGUGAUAUUUACUAUGAAGACUAUGAAAUGUAUUGUAAUUUUUAUUUUUGGGACGUGCGUCCCAAAAACAAUCUUUUAAUCAGUAAUUUUACAGUUUUCGAAAGCUUAUUAUUCGAAGGGUAUUCAUGUAAACGUCUUCAAAUUUUGUAUACUUACUAAUUUAAAGUUGGUCUUUUUAGUGAUUUGUUUCAUUUCUUAAUUUGGGCACUUUUUAACACUUGUUCCCAGUCCACUCAUCAACUUCGGAAUGGCUAAUAGUAAAUUUGAAUCCUAUAAGCGUCGAAUUGACCAUUAAAUAGGCAGACGUUAUUUAGACCAAAGAAAGAGAAAUACAGUGCUCGAACAAAAAGUAUUGUGCCGAUCGAUCAUAUGAUUUGGGACUUUACAAUUUCUCAUAUUAAUGAUGAUAUCUAUUAAUUUCAAUAGGUACGUACAUGAAAACAAGUUGUCACAGUCGUUACACGUACGGAGGAAGAUAACUCAUGAAAUGAAGAAGAUAGAGCUUAUUGAAAACAAUGUGAUUGUUAACCAUCAAGUUCUUCGAGAGUCUACGGAAAGUCCCGAAACCCUGCACGUUAUCGAGUCACGCCAGUAUCGUGAGCGAGGCUUAUUUCACAUCAGUGAUGCUGCAUACUCCUUUUUUUUGUUGCUGGAACAAGAACGUGUUGACAGAAUAAACUUUUCAAAGCUGGCUCACUUACAAAAAGACAUGAUUGAUGACUCAAUUGAACAAGUGUCGAACAGCCAAUCUCUCUUUAGUCACUUCAAGAAUACAUUUGACUCGGAAACUGCUCUGGACAAGGUAAGAAGAAUUUAUUCGUGAAGCUCGAAUAACCGAAAAUAUUGUUUUGAAAUGAGGAUAAUUGUUUAGCAUUUAUGCAUGCCCUUCACUUUAAUGAUCGAUAUUCGCUUCUGUGGCGAGUGUUUAACUUUCAAAUAAUUACGGUGGCAUUCGAUUGCGGUCAAAAAGGAUAACAGUGAGCUCAAGCAAGCGACGUUUUUGUCAAUAAUUUGCCGAGGAGUGAUUUGCAUCAGUUUGUGGUAAUCUUCAUUUCUUAUCGUGAGCGCUUUGAUGUCUGAUGCAAAAUGCAGCCAAAUUUACAACCUCGUCCCCAGGGCAUUUUGCCUCCACGACUGAAGGUCGGCGACCUUAGUUAUCAAUUUUCGGGUGACAUAUUUUAUAAUUCUUUCAGGAAUUAGUUAUGGAUAUCUAUAAAGAUGUGGUAACGCGUUACUUGAAGAUGGGUGCAGGUCAGUUCUUGCGAGAUUUUCGACGCGAUUACCAUAUAAAGAAAUCUCUGGCUCAUCGCAAGUCACUGAUGUUGAAAAAAGAAAAAGCUAAAAAAGGUCGAAUGAAAGUUCAUGUCACUCAGAUUGAACAAGAUAGGAGCGAUGGAAAACGAUCUUCGCAUAUACGUCUACUGGCUCUCAUCAAUGAAGUGAAAGAAGAUAUUAAGAGCUACUACAAGAAAGUCGAGUUACAGCAUCUGUGCGAUGCCUACCAAGUGAGGUUCCUUACAAGUUGGAACAAAGAACGACUAGCGAAGGCCUUGGUCCAAGCAAUCCCUGAAUACGAUCAUAUCCCAUGUCACCAGGUAACAUCAACCUAUACAGUAGGAACAGUUGUGACCGAUGCACCCGACCGAAUUCCUGUGUUAAGAUUACGACGGGUAUAGCGACACAGUUUUCUAUAUCGUUUAUUGUUUACAAUAUUUCAUUCACCAGCUGUAAACAUGAUAUACGUAUAUAAUUAUAUAAUACGUACAACUACAGGCUGUACUUUCUAGUUUUAAUACCCAUUUUAGGCAAUUAAAGUUUUCAUAAAAGUUAGGGAUUGAUUACAUGGGAUUUCGAAGAAGUGGAAUUUGUAAAUUCGUGAAAUGUGAAUUUGAGGUGAAAUUUGUUGUAACUCAGCCUGGCUUAAAAUUUGCUAUGUAAGCGUUAAACAAUUUUGCCUCGGUGAACCGGGUUGAAAUACAUCCCGCGGAUUGCAAUCUCUCCAUGUAAUCAGCACCCAUAAAAUGUUCAACCCAUGUCACAUGCAUGUUUAAACAACAUGACACAUGUUCAAGUAAUUCUGAUCUGGAAAACGCACCUGAAGCUAUUUAACAGUUAUUCUACGAACUCGAGUCGAAUAUGAGCUGAUAGCCGAUGAGGCGCGUAGCGCCGAAUCGGCUAUCGCUCAUAUUCGACGAGAGUGAGUGGAAUAACUGUUUUAUUAUAUACACAAGGUCUGAAUUCACAGACUUUACUUUUCGAAUAUUUUCAAUAUUUUUCUAUUUUGUUUAUGUUUUUUAUCUUCGCUCUUUCGGCCGAUUAUUUUUUCCAAAAUAUAUAUUUUUAACCAUUUUAAAUAUUAAAAAUUUAUUUGCUAACCUGAAAACA
Molecule: messenger RNA, 4835 nt
Organism: Paramuricea clavata
Lineage: Eukaryota; Metazoa; Cnidaria; Anthozoa; Malacalcyonacea; Plexauridae
Source: the annotation of a GenBank genome assembly